AUGGAUGGGAGAAACGUCUUCUGUGACCGCAAGAAAACAUUACGUCAUCCUCAUAUUGGAUGGGGGAAACUGAGGACUAGGAAAUACUUCCCUUCCACAUUCAAGAUGCUCACCUCCACUACGCUUGGAGUGAUUUUGAUAGCUGCUUGGAUUUAUCCAAGUUCCGCGCUCUAUUUCCACAUAGGAGAGACGGAGAAAAAAUGCUUCAUAGAGGAAAUUCCGGACGAAACCAUGGUUAUCGGAAAGUACAAAACUCAGCUGUGGGACAAACAGACAAAUUCCUUCCUGCCAUCCACACCUGGUCUUGGGAUGCAUGUUGAGAUCAAGGAUCCUGAUGCAAAGGUCAUCCUUUCACGUCAGUAUGGUUCCGAUGGGCGAUUUACAUUCACUUCCCAUACUCCUGGAGAGCACCAGAUAUGUCUGCACUCCAACUCCACCAAAAUGGCGCUGUUUUCUGGAGGGAAACUGAGAGUGCAUCUGGAUAUUCAGGUCGGAGAACAUACCAAUAACUACCCUGAAAUUGCAGCCAAAGACAAACUAACUGAGCUUCAGCUGCGUGCCAGACAGCUUCUGGAUCAGGUGGAACAAGUCCAGAAGGAGCAAAAUUACCAGAGGUAUCGAGAGGAGCGCUUCCGUAUGACCAGCGAGAGCACCAACCAACGUGUCCUCUGGUGGUCCAUUGCCCAGACGCUCAUCCUCAUCAUCACAGGAAUAUGGCAGAUGAAGCACCUCAAGAGUUUCUUCGAAGCAAAGAAACUUGUUUAG
Nerophis lumbriciformis (worm pipefish) is the source of this 765-nucleotide messenger RNA. NCBI's taxonomy places the organism in Eukaryota, Metazoa, Chordata, Actinopteri, Syngnathiformes, Syngnathidae. The record is from RefSeq and is a predicted model, not a curated record.